AUGACUCACACUCAAAAGUAUGCGACUGAUCCUCUGUUGGAAUCUGAGGACCCAAAAAUACUUCCUCUGCAAUAUGUUUUGUACUGCACAGAUAGGUACGGCACAAGGGGACAAGCCCCCAUAAGAGACGACGAGUUAAUGUCAUGGAUUUGCCGAGGUGCCCAUUUGCGUCCAGCAUUGUACGUAGAGGUUGCAGAUGAACCUGUUCAAGAUGUUGAGGAAGGAACUAGUGGUGGUCAGUAUGAUGGUGCAGGGACUAGUGGUGUUGGUGGUACAAAUGAAGAUGGCGAUGACACAGAAGAUGACGUACAGGGAAGCAGUGACGAGGAGUAUGUGCCGUCCGAUGAGUCUGAUGAUGAUUACAGUGACCAUGACGCAUCUUCAGUAGUACCUUCUAUUUUCGACGACAUCAAUGACAUGGACAAGUCUGAACUAGAUGAAGAUUCUGAUGGGAUCACAAUAUGGGACAGUAAUUGGCAGACGGUUAGACAUGGUGUACAUUUUGCUAACAAGAAAGAGGUACGAACAGCUGUCGGGGAAUGGUCAUUGCGACAGGGUCAGGCAUGUCGGAUUGGCCACGAGGUUACCAGAUUUAGCAAGAGGAAUCAGAAGUACCAAGUGGUCACAUACUCACCACCUGAUCGGCCAUGGAAGGGUGGAAAUAUCCAUGAGGUAAGCUACGUCGCCAGGACGUGCACAUGUAACAAGUGGCAGACAUACAGGUUUCCUUGCUCCCAUGCGCUUGCUGUUGCCAGGUUUCUACGUCAUGAUCCAUUACCCCUUUUUGAUUCAUUUUAUAGUAGGGAACAAUGGGCUAUUCAGUUUUCUAGAGAAUUCAACCCAGUCCUUCAACCAUGGCCACAGGCAAUGUGGCAGCUGAGGCCUGAUGAUACAUUACUCGUCCACCAUGCUGGCUCAGGUCGGAAGCGUGUGAAUCGAAAGAAAGGACUUAUGGAUUAUACGAAAAAAUCUGGCAACAAGAGAAUUCAAGUUUGCGGUCGAUGUCAUCAAGAAGGCCAUAAUGCCAGUGCAUGCGCAGUUGAGAAAGUUUGCGCGCGAUGUGGAGGAUUUGAUCGUGAUACCUUCAACUGCCCAUUCUCACAUCCAUCUUCAGACAGGAUUCCUUUGAAUCAUGCUUACGAUCGAUAUGGAAUGCAUGGUGUACCCCGUAUGCAGACUGAUGAUUCUGAUGAUCAAUCUUCAGAAUUCUGA
Oldenlandia corymbosa var. corymbosa is the source of this 1212-nucleotide messenger RNA. The record is from the annotation of a GenBank genome assembly. Lineage: Eukaryota; Viridiplantae; Streptophyta; Magnoliopsida; Gentianales; Rubiaceae.